This is a messenger RNA of Gastrolobium bilobum, 2309 nucleotides long. RefSeq names its product BTB/POZ domain-containing protein At3g44820-like. The transcript has 4 exons. The record is from RefSeq and is a predicted model, not a curated record. Bases 185 to 2083 code for a protein of 632 amino acids. NCBI's taxonomy places the organism in Eukaryota, Viridiplantae, Streptophyta, Magnoliopsida, Fabales, Fabaceae.
UUGACUCUGGGUCGUCUUUGUUCCGUUCUUGCUCUGUUCCUUUCUUCCUUCUUUGCCUUCUCAUCAUUCAUUCUUCCCUUUUUCUUACUUCUUUUAUUCAAAUUAAAAGGGCAAAGCUUUAGGCCAAAAAAAAUGUUGUUGGGUUGGUAGAAAGAGUAAGAGGGGAAAAGAGGGUCUUUGCUUCAUGGCUCAAGCUGGGAAGCUUUCUGGGUUUCGUCGAGAAGGCAAUGACUGGUUUUGCAAUGCUGAAUUGCCCAGCGAUAUAAGUGUUUCUAUCCAGGAUGUUACUUUCCAUCUUCAUAAGUUCCCUCUUGUAUCAAAAUGUGGAAAAAUUUCUCGAGCACAUGAAGAGUCCAAGAAUACCUAUGCGAAAACUCUGACUAUGGUGCUGGAAGAAUUCCCUGGUGGUCCUGACACUUUCUUAAUUGUUGCCAAAUUCUGUUAUGGGUUUCGUGUAGAACUGACAGCCAGAAAUGUAGUAUUGGUCUCCUGUGCUGCAGAUUAUCUUGAAAUGACAGAUGAAUUUGGAGAAGGUAACUUGUUGUCAAAAUCAGCGAGUUUUCUCCAUAAAAAUGUACUGCACAACUGGAAAGAUUGUAUUUUGACUCUUCAAAGUUCUGAGCCUGUUCUACCAAGAGCUGAAAAGCUUCAUUUAGUUGGCAAGUGUUUGAAUGCCCUAUCUAUGAUGGUUUGUACGGAUCCAAGCUUUUUUGGAUGGCCCAUGAUGAUGUAUGGGAGUUUACAGAGCCCUGGUGGAAGCAUUCUAUGGAAUGGUAUAAAUACUGGUGCCAGAAUCCGAAGCUCAGAAUCUGACUGGUGGUUCGAAGACGUUUCAUAUUUGAGUGUGAGUUUGUUUGAGAGGCUUAUUAAGACAAUGCAAGUGAGAGGUGUAAGAUCUGAAAACCUGGCAGGUGCCAUAAUGUACUAUUCUAGAAAGUACUUACCGGGGCUUGAUCGCUGGCCGGGUGGACAAGGUGGCAAAACCAGAACAAUUGCAAGUUUGAGCUUGACGCCUGCUGCUGUUGAUCAGAGGAUUCUGUUGGAAAGCAUUGAGAAACUUCUUCCUGAAAAAAAGGGAAAAUCCUUCUGCCGUUUUCUAUUGGGACUUGUUCGUGUGGCUUUGAUAUUGAAUGUUAAUCAAACAUGCAAGGACUUUUUAGAGAGGAGAGUAGGGAUGCAAUUGGAACUGGCAACUCUAGAUAGCCUUCUGAUUCCUAAUUAUUCAGAUUCUGAUAUACUAUAUAACACAGAAUGUAUUGAACGUAUUGUCCAUUAUUUUAUGUCUUCGGAAUCAAGUAUAACUGCCUUUUCUCCUUCAUCACUUGACCUGCAAGCAUCACCAUCAUCUGAAUCUUUAAGGAAAGUUGCAAAGUUGAUGGACAGCUAUAUUGCAGAAAUUGCUUCUGACGUAAAUUUGAAACCCAAAACGAUACGCACUCUUGCAGAGGCCCUCCCCGAGUCAUCAAGAUCAUUGCAUGAUGGACUUUACAGGGCACUGGACAUAUAUUUCAAGGCACAUCCUUGGCUCUCAGAUAAAGAGAAGGAAGAACUAUGCAGCAUCAUUGACUACCAGAAACUCUCAAUCCAUGCCUGUACUCAUGCAUCCCAAAAUGAUAGGUUUCCCCUCAGAGUUGUGCUUCAAGUGUUGUUCUUUGAACAGCUGCAGUUGAGAACAGCAUUAGCUGGAUGUCUCCAUGCAUUGGACAGUGAAAUUGCCCCCGAAGUUCCGGUAACUGCCCCAGGUGACUUGGCCGGCGAAAUUGUACAAAGGGAUGGAUGGGUGACUAUAGCACAUCAAAAUCAAGUUUUAAAGGUGGAUAUGGAAAGGAUGAUGUCUAGAGUUGGAGAACUUGAAGAAGAAUUUAGUAAAAUAAAGCAAGAAAUGAAAAGUGUGACCAAAUGUCAUAGUUCCCUUAGUUCUCCUCGAUUAGUUGCCAGGAAAAUUGGGUGUAAACUUGUUCCAAGAUCUUCAGAUGCUCAACCAGAAUCUCUUGACCGCACUGGACCCCCACCAAGAGCAUCAAUUGAGCGUGCAAGUCGAUCCCAUCAAUCUGGACACAGAAAAAGUUUUUCUUUGGUUUAAGUAAUAUAAAGAAAUCAGAAGUUCUUCUUUUCAUAUACAUAGCAGUGUUGUGUGGUUUUAAAAUUUUUGUACGAGGAAAGGGAAGGAAAAUGUUUCUUAAUCCAUUUCUUUUUUUUAAUUUUCACAACACAAGUUUACUGUUCUGGACAUUUUCUAUUUCUUUCCUCUAAAGUUGGUUGUACACUUCAUAGAGGCAAUUUUGACACAGAACAAGCAACAUCUUUCC